CUCAAGUAAGCUAAUACUUCCUGCUGGAGAAACAGCUACUUCAACAUCUCUAGUAUCUGAUAUGUCUUUACUCUGAGAAACUCAGAGGAGUGACACAUCAGGUUAUCGAUUCCAAAUCUGCACAGACAUGAGGAAAAGACUGAUUCAGAUCUUUGGCUUCCUGAUCUCAACCCUCGGUUGGGUUUUUGUGUGCUGCACAAUGGCAAUGGACUACUGGAGGAUCACUUCUAUCGGUGGCCAAGGCGGCUCUUGGAUCAUCAAGGCAGCAUCGUACUGGUCCAACUUGUGGAGGGACUGCUUCACCGACACCACAGCCAUAACCAACUGCAGAGAUUACGAUGUCUUGUGGGGUGUCACACCCUAUGUCCAGGCUGUCAGAGGACUGCUGAUGGUGGGCAUGGCCUUUGGAUUUGUCGCUGCCAUAUUAUGCUUUAUUGGCAUGGAAUGCACCUACAUUGGGGGAAGUGAGAAAGCUAAAGACAGACUUGUUUUCAUUGGAGCCAUUUUCCAUUUUGUUGGUGGUGUUUCAGACAUUGCUGCUUAUUGCUUAUACCUCAACAGAGUUGCCAGAACCACUUUUGCUCACUCUCUGGAGAGAGGUGUCCUGAGGUAUGGCAUUGGAACUCCGAUAUUUCUUGGCUUGGUGGCCGCCUUUCUCAUCAUCCUAGGCUCCCUUCUGUAUGCAGUCACUGUGUACCGAAUCCUCUUCCCCAAAAGGGUUGUGUAUGCUUUAGCUCCGCGCACAUACAUGGAUCCUCAGACCUACAUGGGCUCCAGGAACAGAACACCGUACUAUGGGGCUUCAUACUAUGGCCUCCCACGGCCAUCAAGGCAAUCAAGGCAAUCAAGAUCAUCAGGAUACACUAGCAGCUCCAGGGUAUCCAGGAUUAGCCAAAUAACUGAGGAGAGAUCAGCAAGAGAUGCAUUUGUGUGAGCUGCACACACCUACAGUAGUAUAUGAUGAUGCAGUAUGACUAAUCUGUGACUAGUCUGACAUUUACGAAUUUGACUAAACUAAAAUGGUUAUGGGUUCCGCAAUAGAAAUACAUGUACCCAACAAAUGCUUCUGUAAAUAAACUGAUAAUAAAUGCCAUUUUAAACUAUGUAUACUGUAUGCUUUGUAAUGUACCUAUCUAUUUAUAAGCUUACUAAUAAAUAAAUAAAUAAAUAAAUAUGAUACCAUUGGCAUAAUGUGUUACAUUGUUUCAAGAUCAUAUGAACAAAUGAAAAUGGAUUGCCACCCCUAAUUGAGCAGUAAGCCAAAGUAAUUAUAGUAAUUAGUAUAUUAAUGAAGUCUGAUCACUUCAAGUCACUUCAAAUCCAAUCUCAGUGACAAAAUAUUUUUUUUAUCAGGAAAAAAUUAUAAAUAGGCCUAUUAAUGUAUCAUAUAUUGUAAAUACUUGAAUUGCUUGAACACAAUGAUGGAU
This is a messenger RNA of Sardina pilchardus (European sardine), 1427 nucleotides long. RefSeq names its product claudin 10-like 2 (gene cldn10l2). Gene Ontology annotation, biological process: bicellular tight junction assembly; cell adhesion. Gene Ontology annotation, molecular function: structural molecule activity. Gene Ontology annotation, cellular component: plasma membrane; bicellular tight junction. The record is from RefSeq and is a predicted model, not a curated record. Lineage: Eukaryota; Metazoa; Chordata; Actinopteri; Clupeiformes; Clupeidae. The transcript is spliced from 5 exons. The coding region runs from base 128 to 934 and encodes 268 amino acids.